CGAGGUAUACAUCUAUGUUUCAUAUGACAAAUACAUUGAUCAUCGCCUGAAUUGACAGCCCUCAAGUACAGUGAUCGAAGCGUCCUGUUUUUUGAUAAUAUUUCUUAAUCGUACGAGUUUUAAGGACUUUAGAAAAUUGCUAGCGAUGCAAUGUAUCAAGUUUUCAUCAGUGGAUACCGUUUGGCCGAGGUGUCACACGGCAAGCCCUAUUAUGUUUAUUGCAUCGAAGUACUGGAGCCAGAAACUGGUACUCGGUAUUAUAUCGAGAGAAGAUACAGCGAAUUUAGUGCAUUACAUCGCACGUUGAAAAAGGAAAAUGCGGAUAUUGCUUCGUUUCCGCCGAAGAGGGUAAGAAAUUCUCAGCCGAAGGUACUAGAGCAAAGGAGAGCUGCACUGGAAUUGUACAUCCAGAAAAUGUUGAGGCUUUCAGCCACCAAGCAACAGGUUCUCAAUUUCCUGGGUAUAGAAAGUCGUACUGCCGAUGCAUCAUAUAAAAGCACAUACAAAGACACAGAGGACACUCAACACGUCCAUCCGAAUGCCUUUGGUCACCAUCCAGUAUUAUCAUUUCAAUGUGAUCCAUACGCUUAUCCAGAUGGUACAUCGAACAGUCUUCCAGAUAUCGUGAUCAGCGGGGUCCUUUUAGGUGUAUACAAGUCUUGAGAAGUUGAUCGUCUUAAUAUCUCCGCCAAACGUUGAUGAACACGUGCAGAAGGAGUAGGUGCUUCCAGGAGAAAAGAGAAGAACCAGAACUGUACAAGAUAUUCAUGUAAAGCAUGCCAAGCGAAGAUAAAUAUAUUCUCUGCCAUGUAUUUGAAUCAUCGUCUCGUUUAUUUCGUCUCUGAAGAGAGUUUACAUUACUUGUUGCGACAUUCAUCUUAAUUCUAUUUAAACGUUAUGGAUAAUCUGGAUUGUAAAUGUAAAUUGUAACUCAUAAGCGGAUCUUUUGCGUUUACUACCGUUAUUCGUGGUGUGUCAGGACACCCAGCAAUGAUUAGAAUUCGUUGAUGAUGUUCAGCGGAAUUAUUAUAGCCACAUGAUUUCCUAUCAGAAUCUCUAUUAUAAGGGAAAAGGUGUAAAACAGAUGAAACCAGGUGUUAACAAUCAUUUGGUCCACUGUAUGUGUGUAUGUGUGUGUGUUUGUUUGUGAAAAAUAGGAAAUCUUUCUGUCGUGUGGCGGCUUUCUGCGUGUAGAAAAUGGAGACAACGGUAGUAACAUAUAUGUAUAUAGCACGGUAGUAGGAUCUCCUCUUUCCUCUAUGUACAAUGCUGUUACCAGUUUAUAUUAUAUGUCAUGGUAAUAAACUGAACAGUUCAUAUCAAAUUGUAAUGCA
This is a messenger RNA of Osmia lignaria (orchard mason bee), 1334 nucleotides long. Its product is annotated as sorting nexin-24. Lineage: Eukaryota; Metazoa; Arthropoda; Insecta; Hymenoptera; Megachilidae. The record is from RefSeq and is a predicted model, not a curated record. Gene Ontology annotation, molecular function: phosphatidylinositol phosphate binding.